This is a messenger RNA of Cyprinodon tularosa, 4451 nucleotides long. It is a transcript of the gene taok3b, whose product is annotated as TAO kinase 3b. Gene Ontology annotation, biological process: execution phase of apoptosis. The transcript has 8 exons. Lineage: Eukaryota; Metazoa; Chordata; Actinopteri; Cyprinodontiformes; Cyprinodontidae. The record is from RefSeq and is a predicted model, not a curated record. Bases 845 to 2161 code for a protein of 438 amino acids.
UUGUGUCUCUUUAAAGGAAGGGGGAGUGUAAGGAAAUGGACAGAGGAAAGAGAUGAAUAGAAGGCACCAGAACCACCUACCAUGACCAAGUGCGCUGUAAAUGUAGGGCAGAAAUUCGAGUGGAAUACAAGGGGAACAUUGAACGCCACAUUUGUGGAAAAAUCAUGUUUGGAUGUGCCUUAUCUGAAUCAAGAGUGUUUCAACAUGGUACCACAUUCGAUCACAGGAAGACAGGGAAACCAUCUUUCCUCCCAAAUAUCUCCUGCAUUUUGAAACGGAAAAGAAGAGUGUCAGGAAGAUACAUCUCGGAGGUAUCUUUCUGAUUAUCAAUGGUAGGCAUUGCAUAAUUCGCUCUCAUCCAGCGUAGCCGUUUGAUUCCUCUAAUUUUACAAGAGGAGGGACGCCAGAGAGAACGACUACAUCCAGAGGCUGCCCCUUUUGGUGUUGCCUGCAAUUGGUUUGGCAAUGCCCUUUUCUCUCAUAGGAAGGACUUGCGCGCAGUAGCCGGGGAGCAAACAGGGGAAAGGAUGCAUUUAACGCUGGAUGCGUGCUGCUUUCGGGGAGAUUCGGCACUGACAGCGGCUCCAGCGGGAACAACGAGCGCGGAGGGCCUGGGAAGCACCCAGCCCCACUAUCUCCUCCUUUUCCUCCCCCCCUGCAGGACCAUGCUUGCGUGAGGGAUGAGGCCGUGCACAGGGACGCCAGGCCAGAGCUGCGGCCUACAUCUAACUAGAGUCGGUCUCUUGACUGCCAGAUCUGUGAACACAUCACCACCAUCAAAUCAGCACCUUUGGGCAUCAGGUAGAUCCAGGAGCAUGAGCAGGACUUUGAGCUGCGGGAGCAGAUGUCUGGGUAUAAGCGCAUGCGGCGACAGCACCAGAAGCAGCUGAUCGCCCUGGAGAACAGGCUAAAGGCCGAGAUGGAUGAGCACAUGCUCAGGCUGCAGAAGGAACUAGAAACUCAUGCGAACAACACUUACAUUGAGCUGGAACGGCUGGUCAAACGCCAUGUUGCUCAAACGGACAAAGAGAUGAAAUCAGUUGCAGCAGAGGAGAGGAGAAUACAGCAACAAAUUGUCGCUCAACAAAAGAAAGAGCUGACUGGUUUCUUGGAGAAUCAGAAGAAGGAAUACAGGCUUUGCAAAGACAAAAUCAAGGAUGAGAUGAAUGAGGAUACUUGUGCAUCCAAGGAGGAAAAACAGGAACGACUGUCCAGGUAUAAAGAAACGAUGCAGCACUCCCAGGCUGAGGAGGAAGCUCACCUGCUGGCCCAGCAGAGGCUGGUCUAUGAUCGCAGCUGUCGGGCCCUCAAACGCCGGAGCCUGAUCAGACGGCAUGAGUUUGAACAGGAGCAGUUAAGAGAGGAGCUGAACAAGAAGAGGACACAGAAGGAGAUGGAACAUGCCAUGAUGAUCCGGCAGGAUGAGUCCACCCAGGACCUGGAGCACAGGCAGCUACAGAUGCUUCAGAAGCUGCGAGUGGAACUCCUGAGGCUGCAGCAUCAGACCGAGCUAGAAAACCAGGAGGAGUACAACAGCCGACGACAGACAGAACUGCACAGAAAACACACACUGGAGCAGCGACAGCAGCCCAGAAACCUUAAGACCCUGGAGAUGCAGAUCAAAAAACAGUUUCAGGAUACUUGCAAGGUGCAGAACAAGCAGUACAAGGCCCUUAGGAACCAUCAGCUGGAAGUUUCUCCUAAAGGCAACCAUAAAACAAUCCUGAAGAACCUGAAGGAGGAGCAGACACGGAAGUUGGCUGUACUGGCAGAGCAGUACGAACAGAGCAUCAAUGAACUGAUGGCCUCUCAAGCGAUGCGAUUAGAAGCAGAGCAGGAAGGGGAGGUCCAAGCUCUGAAGCAGCAACUCAAACAAGAGAUGGAGCUCCUAGAUGCCUACCAGAAAAAAACCAAGUCCCAGAUGGAGUCCCAACAUGAACGAGAGCUGCAAAAACUUGAGCAGAAGGUUUCUAUUCGGAGAGCACACCUUGAACAAAAAAUCGAAGAGGAACUGGCUGCCCUUCAGAAGGAGCGAACCGAAAGGAUCAAGCACCUGCUGGAACGUCAGGACAGAGAACUCAGCGCCUUUGACUCAGAGAGUCGGAGCCUCGGUUUUGGAAGCCUCGGAUCUCUGGACUUCCCUAAAGAGGAUAACAGAUGAAAGCGGAUCUAUCUUUUUAAAGGACAACAUAUCGGUGCCCUUCUCAUGUCCACUUUCGCUGCAUCCAUGGUGACAAACUGGAUAACUUUCUCUGCUACUCUACUUCACUCUCUCACUUUAGAUAUCACAUCUUUGAACAGAGGCUGUUUUGCUUUUGCCGAGACACUUAGAGGGAGGAAGCAAAACAGAAGAAUCCUUAAACAUGUCUGCUAACAAGCAAACCUAGUGUAAUUCAAUGUGUUCAGAUAAGCAGACUCUUUCCUCCAUGCCAUUUCCUCUUUUUUGGUAUGAAUUGAAUAAAUCAAGAAAUUUUAGUAAAAAUGGGCACUUUGAUAUGUUUAAUUAGAAACUCAUCAUGUUCAUAUGAUGCUUAUUGUGUGUGUUACAUGGAGGGACAUUGUGGAAUGUGAACUGCGGACUCCCCCGUGGUGUUAAGCUGCUUUUAUUUCUUUUGAAUUAUUUGAUUUUGCUGUAUUCAUUUAAUUUCAAUCUCUGAAUGUGAAUAUUGCUAUACUGAGGGUUUACUCAUACUUUUUUACAGGUUUUCCCUUCUCCUACCGGUCAUACAUAAUGCUCUUACUCAUACAGUAUCCUGUACUGUGGUUCUUCAGUUUUCUAACAGAUUCCAUUGAUCAGUAUGUAGAAACAAUUGGCAUCAACUCGAUCGACCUGUUUAAUCCUCUCACAACUCAAGAUCCAACUCGCUCAAACUGCUUAUUAUUGCAUGCACUUUAAGGACAAAUUCAGGUUGUGAAGUGAAGCAUGAACCUGUCAGAGAUUUUAGCUGUUUGUAAAUAAGUGGUCACAGCACAUGUUUUUUUUUUUGUUUCUUUUUCUUUUUUGGCUUAUUGAUACUAGACAUAAGCACCAUAUUUGAUAUGAUUUUUUUUUUCACAAAUGCCUUUAUUUGAGUUGUGCCUGAAGCAGGUUUUAGUUUGAAUUUGUAAUAUCAAUAUUUUAACUGACUUAGGCCGGCACCGUUUUUUUUCUUUUUGCCUUUUUUGUUGUUGUUGUCUCUUUUGGAUUCGUCUGAAACUUGUGAAUCGUUUAAUUGUUCACUAAUCUUGUAAAGGAAAAAUGGUGAGAUCUGUGCUGUAUAAUUUUUUAUAUGAAUAUUUGUACAUGAGAACAUAGCUAGAACAUACAGAGACACUGGUCUAUUACUGAUAUCAGAGCCUAACGAUAAGGUUUUUGCUUCUUUUUUUAUAAUGUUGAGAAAUGGUCAUACAAUAGUUCGGUAUAUUGCUAAGUCGGACCAUUAGACUUUCAGAUUGUAUAAAUGCUGGUGAAUGGAACCACAGACUUCUUGUUAUUUCCCUGUGAUGAUCUUUAAAAGAUCAGAGACUCUCCAAACAUGUGGGUCUGGACUAGGUUUUGAACUAUUUGUGACUGAGGAUUUCGAUAUUAUCCACCAUGUUCAUUAUAGUCAUUGAACAGGUUGCACAAUUAUUCCAUUCAUGGUGAAUGGAAAGAUAAUGUUUUGGUGCUUGAUUUCUAACACCACCUUUAGCCUUGCUGUUUUUCUUUCAUUUUAUUUUAGGAGUACACUUUAGUUUCACAAAAGAUUUGUAACCAUUUUGCAUCCCCCUCUUAUUAAACACACAGUUGUUUUUUUAAAGACUCGUGACGUGUUUGGAGCCCCCAAUGCACUGAAUAUCUCGAGUGUUGAAGAGUAUGUUUUAAAAAUGCUUUUCCUUCAUAGGUCACUUAAACAUUAUCAGAAUGUUUUUGUUUCAUUUUUUUUUUCUCCACAGCAAAUGCCUGUAUUAGUUCUUCACAGAGGGUAGUGGGGUGGAAAAGCUGGAUGACGUCCCAUAAAUCAACAAAGUAUUUUAACAGAAAGAAUCCAAUAACACUUAGUUUCUGGUGGCAAAAGAACCUGACUGCGACCGAUCCGACUGAGUUCUGAAGUGUGAACGGGAAACUUGUUUUUCAUGAACUUUAUGAAAUUUUAAGAAACUGUGUCUCAUAUGCAGUAAAACCUUUUCUUUUUGUUGUCUGAUCGAGAAUCAAAACUGAAGCUUUUUGGACAAAUUGUUCCAUAAAGAAAAAGUGCUUUUUGAGGUGCUCGAGUAUGUUAGACUGAGAACUUCAGAAAAAAACAGACCUUACAAUUUGUGUACAUUUUAGGUUAUUAGAAAGAUGUAUUUAGUUAGAAUAAAGGGGACUUUCCUAAAGAAUUUUAUUCACCAUUUCCUGUGCAGUUCGAAGACGAAAUAAAAGAGAUUUUGUUGAAAACAAACAAAAAAGGGAGCAUCGGCGCUCAACAUCCUGCUUUUUGACAGAGAAA